Messenger RNA from Lodderomyces beijingensis, 728 nucleotides. The record is from the annotation of a GenBank genome assembly. NCBI's taxonomy places the organism in Eukaryota, Fungi, Ascomycota, Pichiomycetes, Serinales, Debaryomycetaceae.
AUGUCGGGAUUACCAGUUCAAGUUAAAAACUUUUUAGCAGAAAUUGACAAAGUAUGUGUUACAUCCCUUAACUGAUGAUGACGAUGGUGGUGGUGAAAAUAAAGAGGCAAAGGGAGAGGACCCUUGGGACACGGGGAAAAAAAAUGAUUGGUUCCACUACUGAGAAAUGAUAUGUUUACUAACUGAAAUGAAUGUAGAGCACCAGUGGAAUUGGUCCAUUGACCCAUUUUGAAAAGCAAACUGGCUUGCCAAGGUCCUAUGCCGUCUUGGGUUUUGUUGCCGUUUACUUUAUCUUGAUCUUUUUAAACUUUGGCGGAAUUGGUCAAUUGUUGUCAAACAUUGCUGGUUUUCUUGUUCCAGGCUACUACUCGAUCUUGGCCUUGCAAACCCCUGACGCGAAAGACGAUACUGAAAUUUUGACCUACUGGGUUGUUUUUGCCUUUUUGAACGUGAUUGAGUUUUGGUCCAAGGCCAUCUUGUACUGGAUUCCAUUCUACUACUUGUUCAAGACCAUCUUUUUGUUGUACAUUGGAGUUCCAGUCACUGGUGGCGCACAAACUAUUUACAAAACCGUGAUCAAGCCAAUCACCGAUCAAUACGUUCGUCCAAUCGAUGCCAAAAUUGGUACUACCUUAGGCGGCUACACCUCGUCAUCCUCUGGUCAAAACAGAUUUGCUGACAGGCUCCACGACUCUGCUGAGGGUGUUUCAACUUCGGUCCACAUCUAA